This is a messenger RNA of Rotaria sordida, 3405 nucleotides long. NCBI's taxonomy places the organism in Eukaryota, Metazoa, Rotifera, Eurotatoria, Philodinida, Philodinidae. The record is from the annotation of a GenBank genome assembly.
AUGGGUGACUACUCGAAAGCACUUGAAUUUUACGAAAAAUCACAUCAAAUCUACGACAAAGCGCUCCCUCCAAAUCAUCCCAAUUUGGCUCUGUCCUACAACAACAUCGGUCAAGUAUAUAACCACAUCGGUGACUACUCAAAAGCACUUGAAUUUUACGACAAAUCACAUCAAAUCUACGAUAAAGCUCUGCCUCCAAAUCAUCCCAAUUUGGCUCUGUCCUACAACAACAUCGGUCUUGUGUAUAACGCCAUGGGUGACUACUCGAAAGCACUUGCAUUUUGCGACAAAGCACAACAAAUAAGAGAAAAAGCUCUGCCUCAGAAUCAUCCUGAUUUGGCUACUUCCUACAACAACAUCGGUCAAGUGCAUAACAACAUCGGCGAGUACUCGAAAGCACUAGAAUUUUACGAAAAAUCACAUACGGUAAGAGAAAAAGCUCUCGCUCCGAAUCAUCCCGAUUUGGCUACUUCUCACAACAACAUCGGUGCAGUGUAUAACGACAUGGGUGACUACUCAAAAGCACUAGAGUUUUACGAAAAAUCAAAUAAAAUCUACGAAAAAGCUCUGCCUCCGAAUCAUCCGAGUUUGGCUCUCUCCUACAACAACAUCGGUCAAGUAUAUAACAACAUGGGUGACUAUUCCAAAGCACUUGAAUUUUACGAAAAAUCACAUGAAAUAAUAGAAAAAGCUCUCCCUCCGAAUCAUCCUGAUUUCGCUCUGUCCUACAACAAUAUCGGUGCAGUGUAUAACGACAUGGGUGACUACUGCAAAGCACUUGAAUUUCACGAAAAAUCACAUCAAAUCUACGACAAAGCUCUGCCACCGAAUCAUCCAGAUUUGGCUCUGUCCUACAACAAUAUCGGUCUUAUCCAUAACAACAUGGCUGACUACUACAAGGCACUUGAAUUUUACGAAAAAUCACAUCAAAUAAGAGAAAAGGCUCUGCCUCAGAAUCAUCCCGAUUUGGCUAUUUCCUACAACAACAUCGGUGCAGUGUAUAAGGACAUGGGUGACUACUCGAAAGCGCUUGAAUUUUACGAAAAAUCACUUAAAAUAAGACAAAAAGCUCUUCCUUCGAAUCAUCCCGAUUUGGGUACUUCCUACAACAACAUCGGUGGAGUGUAUAAGGACAUGGGUGACUACUCGAAAGCAUUUGAAUUUCACGAAAAAUCAUAUAAAAUAAUGGAAAAGGCUCUGCCUCCAAAUCAUCCCAAUUUGGCUACUUCGCACAACAACAUCGGUGCAGUGUAUAACGACAUGGGUGACUACUCGAAAGCACUUGAAUUUUACGAAGAAUCACAUCAAAUAAGAGAAAAGGCUCUGCCUCCAAACCAUCCCAAUUUGGCUCUGUCCUACAACAACAUCGGUGCAGUGUAUAAUGACAUGGGUGACUACUCGAAAGCACUUGAAUUUUACGAAAAAUCACAUAAAAUAAAAGAAAAAGCUCUGCCUCCAAAUCAUCCCGAUUUGGCUACGUCCUACAACAACAUCGGUGUGGUGUAUAACGACAUGGGUGCCUACUCGAAAGCGCUUGAAUUUUACGAAAAAUCAUAUCAAAUAAGAGAAAAAGCUCUGCCUUCGAAUCAUCCUGAUUUGGCUUCUUCCUACAACAACAUCGGUCAAGUGCAUAACAACAUGGGCGAUUACUCGAAAGCAGUUGAAUUUUACGAAAAAUCACAUAAAAUCUACGAAAAAGCUCUGCCUCCAAAUCAUCCAGAUUUGGGUACUUCCUACAGCAACAUCGGUGGAGUGUAUUACCACAUGGGUAACUACUCGACAGCACUUGAAUUUUACGAAAAAGCACAUGAAAUAAGAGAAAAGGCUCUGCCUCCGAAUCAUCCCGAUUUGGCCCUGUCCUACAACAACAUCGGUGGAGUGCAUAACAGGAUGGGUAACUAUUCGAAAGCACUUGACUUUUACGAAAAAUCGCAACAAAUACGAGAAAAGUCUCUCCCUUCGAAUCAUCCCAAUUUGGCUAUUUCCUACAACAACAUCGGUGGUGUGUAUGAGGACAUGGGUGACUAUUUGAAAGCACUUGAAUUUCACGAAAAAUCACAUAAAAUAAGAGAAAAAGCUCUCCCCCGGAAUCAUCCCGAUUUGGCUCAAUCCUACAACAACAUCGGUGGUGUGUAUAACGCCACAGGUGACUACUCGAAAGCACUUGAGUUUUACGAAAAAGCACAUAAAAUCUAUGAAAAAGCUCUGUCUCAGAAUCAUCCUGAUUUGGCUACUUUUUACAACAACAUCGGUCAAGUGCAUAACAACAUGGGCGAGUACUCGAAAGCACUAGAAUUUUACGAAAAGUCACAUGAAAUAAUAGAAAAAGCUCUGCCUCCGAAUCAUCCCGAUUUGGCUACUUCGUACAAUAACAUGGGUACAGUGUAUUACCACAUGGGUAACUACUCGAAAGCGCUUGAGUUUUACGAAAAAUCACAUCAAAUCUUUGAAAAAGCUCUGCCUCCGAAUCAUCCAGAUUUGGCUCUGUCCUACAACAAUAUCGGUCUUAUCUAUAACAACAUGGCUGACUACUACAAGGCACUUGAAUUUUACGAAAAAUCACAUCAAAUAAUAGAAAAGGCUCUGCCUGCAAAUCAUCUGGAUUUGGCUACUUCUCACAACAACAUCGGUCAAGUGUAUAAGAAUAUGGGAAGCUACUCGAAAGCACUUGAAUUUCUCGAAAAAUCACAUAAAAUAACAGAAAAGGCUUUGCCUGCGAAUCAUCCCGAUUUAGCUACUUCCUACAAUAACAUGGGUACUGUGUAUUUCGACCUGGGUGACUACUCGAAGACAUUUGAGUUUGUCGAAAAAUCACAUGAAAUCUUCGAAAAUGCUCUGCCUCCGAAUCACCCUCAUCUGGCUUUGCCAUACAACUGGUUCGGAAAGAUUUAUCGCAGCAUGAAAGACUAUCCAAAAGCACUUGAGAAUUUCGAAAAAUGUCUCGCAAUAUGGAGAAUAGCCUUAUCUGACGAUCAUCCGAAUGUAGCUUUUGCAUUUAGUAAUGUUGGUGAUGUUCAUCGAUUAAUAAGUAAUUAUGAAAACGCACUUGCAUUUCAUCAAAAAGCAUUAAAUAUACAAGAAAAUGUUCAAUGUAAUCCUAUGGAAUGUGCAACGACAUAUAUAAAUUUAGGUGAAACGUAUCGUGAAAUGAAAGAUUAUUCAACGGCAUUGAGAUAUUUCGAAAAAGGAUUAGAAAUACGUGAGAAGAAAUUGCCAAAAAAUCAUCCUGAUUUAGCUGUUGUAUAUAAUAAUAUGGCAAAAUUAUAUUUGGCUACACGAAAAUAUAGUAUGGCAAUGAAAAAUGUUCAACAAGCGAUAGAUAUAGCUCAAGAAAAAUUACCUUCAACUCAUCCUCAUCUUUUGGAAUAUAAAGAAACAUUUGAGCAAAUUCGAAAGGAAAUGUAA